Messenger RNA from Glarea lozoyensis ATCC 20868, 627 nucleotides. RefSeq lists its product as uncharacterized. The coding region runs from base 1 to 627 and encodes 208 amino acids. The transcript is spliced from 3 exons. Lineage: Eukaryota; Fungi; Ascomycota; Leotiomycetes; Helotiales; Helotiaceae. The record is from RefSeq and is a predicted model, not a curated record.
AUGUUUUUUCUAAUGUUAGCACUGUUCAUCGCUGGUGUAACAGCUGUGCCGGCUGACCUGGAGUCUGUCCACGAUAUUGAGGGACGAACACUCAAUGAACGACAGUGUCAGCCCUGUGGAACUUAUUGCUGCGACUACGCCAACAACUGGGUUUGCAAUACUUAUUCUACUUACUGCUCAUACUCUUACAAUAUACCUUCAAUUCCACCCCCAACCCCAGCUUAUUACUCUACUCCAAAUUACUACACCGCCCCUUCUCCAACUCCUGUUUCCUCUACCACAUGCUCCACUUAUGAAACAACAUGCGGCUCAUAUUGCUGCAACGAAGCUACUCAGUCUUGUAAGACUGAUUCCUCCGGCAGUGACUACUGCGGAACCAAGUACUCAGAGCCGGACGGCACCAGCUCCAAAUCGAGCAAGAAGAUACCUGGUAAAGCCAUUGCUGGAAUUGUGAUUGGAGUAUUGGCAGCACUUUCACUGAUUGGAAGUGGGAUCUUGUAUUGUUGCUGUGGUAUUGGAAGAAAGAAGGCUGCGGAGCAAAGCACGCCAAUUGAGCCACCUGGAUAUGAUGACGGAUCCAAGAAUGUGGAGCCAGGUGUUGCACAAGUUGCUCCGGAGAAGAAUUGA